Molecule: messenger RNA, 198 nt
Organism: Arabis nemorensis
Lineage: Eukaryota; Viridiplantae; Streptophyta; Magnoliopsida; Brassicales; Brassicaceae
Source: the annotation of a GenBank genome assembly
AUGGUUUUUCAGAUCGGAAAAGGCAUCAAAAGGAAAUCGCGAGGUUACCUGACCAGAUCAAAGGAAUCAGAGGCUGAUUCAGAAAAAGAUUGCUUCAGAGAGUGUAUGCAGAGUUCUGGUGAGUUAUCUUGGGGUUGUGGGUUCGAAGAAGCUGAAGGGUCAGCUCGAAUCACGAAAUCAGAGUCGACAGAGACCUGA